Camelina sativa (false flax) is the source of this 1258-nucleotide messenger RNA. RefSeq names its product UPF0725 protein At3g57210-like. Lineage: Eukaryota; Viridiplantae; Streptophyta; Magnoliopsida; Brassicales; Brassicaceae. The record is from RefSeq and is a predicted model, not a curated record.
UUUUUUUUUUUUUUUUUUUGGGUUGAAUAAAUUUAACAGAAGCCCAUAAAAGGAGUCGGCCUGAUGGACAAGGGGGACAUAUAAUCGCGUGGUGCAAACCUAAAUCAACCGGAAGCAUCAGCUGCUCGCUUCUAGGGUUCCUCUCUUUUUUUUGCCCAAACCACAUAAGAUUUAGGAGGGAGACGACGAUGUCGCUGCGGAUUGAAAGCAACGACGCCAUGGAUAGUGAUUCUCGUCAGAGACCGAAACGAUUGAAGAAAUGCGACGGGUUCGGUACAGUGGUCCUUGGUUAUGGCCGUGAACUGUUGAGAGAAGUCUGUGAUGAUCGGUGGUCACCUUGUUGUGGAUUAGUACGCCUUUAUGCCAGGAUGGGCCUUCAUCGUUACAAUUUGCUCAAGGGAACAAACUUACAGUUCAGGCAUGUCAAGAAAUACCAAAGGACCACGGGUUCUACUGCUUGUUCUAAUUACUACAUUACUUUGGUUGCUAAGGAUCCAGCUACCAGAAAACUUUUAUAUUUUCAUACUAAAAUUGAUGAAGAAUGUUAUUGCAAGUUUAUUUUGACGUGCGAUAUUGCUAGACCUCGAGGGACAAACAACACCGAUGAUGAUGCGUUGAUAGCUGAAUUCUACCUCAUAGGUAGCGUGCCUAAGUGCCCCCCAGAGGAUCUUUUCCAAAAUAGUAACCGGUUUUACGUGGUGAAGGGAUCGGAGCUGCAACAAAAUGACUGGAUUCGUCUAUAUCUGGAACUUGCAGUUGCCACAACUCAUACGAACAAGGGUAGAAAUCAUGAUCUGUCCAACUUGAAGAUUCUGAAAGUGGCCAUAGAAGCUACUGAAGACUUGGAUCCACCUAAUGAGGGAUCACUCAACGCCUUGAAUGCACUUGUCUACAUAAGGUACGAGGACUCUUGUGAGUCUCGGGUUGGUAAGGAUGUCGAUCGCAUUGCUAUUGUUAAAAGAAGCUACAGUCAUGGAAGCUUUGUUCUCGAGGGUCAGAAUAUGGCUUUCAAAUCCGAGGUGGCGCAUGGCUUACAAAAUCUGCGGAUUUGACUUUUGGCUCUCUCUCUCGUCUGCACUAGAGAAUCCAUUUGAAAAUAUGGAUCAGAUGAUAAUAAACUAUUAAUGGUCGAAUAAUUUGUUUAUAUUAUGUAACGAUCUUUCGUAAUUAAUAUAUCUAUGUCUGUAAGAUUUAACUUUUGGUAGAACGGAAUGAGAAUCAAUAUGUUUGAAAACUAAUAUUAAGUUUGCGAGUGUUA